This is a messenger RNA of Diorhabda sublineata, 1206 nucleotides long. It is a transcript of the gene tex, whose product is annotated as THO complex subunit 3. The transcript has 4 exons. Gene Ontology annotation, biological process: mRNA export from nucleus. Gene Ontology annotation, molecular function: protein binding. Bases 63 to 1043 code for a protein of 326 amino acids. NCBI's taxonomy places the organism in Eukaryota, Metazoa, Arthropoda, Insecta, Coleoptera, Chrysomelidae. The record is from RefSeq and is a predicted model, not a curated record. Gene Ontology annotation, cellular component: THO complex part of transcription export complex.
AAUUACGCCUAACUUCAGUUGAGUUUACAUUUUUAUUGGUUAUAUUAAUCUUUUAAUUUAUAAUGGGAUACACUUCAAAAAAGUAUCAAGAAAAAAUAACAGAAAUUCAAAACCACUUUAAAACUCAUAACAAAUAUAAAGAACAUGUAGGACAUUCUUCUAAAGUUCAUUCAGUUGGAUGGAGUUGUGAUGGCAAAAGAUUAGCGUCGGGUUCGUUUGAUAAGUCAGUUUGUGUGUAUACUUUAGAGAGAGAAAGAUUGAAUAAAGAACAUGUGUUCAAAGGCCAUGGAGGUUCAGUGGACCAGUUGUGUUGGCAUCAAAGUCAUCCAGAUUUACUUAGUACAGCAAGUGGAGACAAAUCUGUCAGAAUUUGGGAUACAAGAAUGCAAAAAUGUGUUACAACAAUUAACACAAAAGGUGAAAAUAUUAAUAUUACUUGGUCACCAAAUGGUAAUUCUAUAGCAGUUGGAAACAAGGAGGAUUUGAUUACUUUUAUAGAUGCUAGGAUGCACAAAAUUGAAGCUGAAGAACAGUUUCAUUUUGAAGUGAAUGAAAUUUCUUGGAAUAAUACAAGUGAUUUGUUCUUCUUGACAAAUGGCCAAGGUUGUGUUCAUAUAUUAAGUUAUCCUGAUUUAAAACGACAGCAUAUUUUGAAAGCACAUCCAGGGACUUGUAUUUGUAUUGAAUUUGAUCCAACUGGAAAGUAUUUUGCUACUGGUAGUGCUGAUGCAUUGGUGUCUUUAUGGGAUAUUAAUGAAUUAGCAUGUAAAAGGGUUUUUACAAGAAUGGAUUGGCCAGUGAGAACUAUAUCUUUUAGCUAUGAUGGACAGUUAAUAGCUUCAGCAUCUGAAGAUUUAUCAAUAGAUGUUGCUUUUGUAGAAACUGGUGAUAAAGUUGCUGAUAUUUCUGUAGAAGCUGCCACAUUUACAGUAGCUUGGCAUCCAUCUGCUUACUUAUUAGCUUAUGCUUGUGAUGAUAAGGAUAGUUAUGAUAGGAAAAGAGAUGCAGGAACUUUAAAAGUAUGGGGAUUCUCCAAUGACUAAUCAAGUUUUAUUUUGUAAUAUAUAAUUUGUAAUAAAAAAUCAUAUUUUUACUGUUAAAAACCGAAAUUUUCUGAAGUUGAAGACUAUAUUGUCUGUGUAUUAUUCUUUUAAUUAUUUUUAAGUUGGUAACUGAAAAUGUUGAGUACUUUAUCAACAUAUGGGC